This is a messenger RNA of Prorocentrum cordatum, 987 nucleotides long. The record is from the annotation of a GenBank genome assembly. NCBI's taxonomy places the organism in Eukaryota, Dinophyceae, Prorocentrales, Prorocentraceae.
AUGUCGCUGCUGAGCGAGAUGUGGGAGGCGAAAUUGGAGCCCGCUGUGAUCUUCUACAAUGCUGGGAUCAGCGCGUGCGGGAAGGGAGAGCAGUGGCAGCGGGCUUUGGCGCUGCUGAGCGAGAUGUGGUUGGUCAAGCUGAAGCCCACUGUCAUAUCUCCUACAGACUAUAGCGCGGGGAUCAGCGCGUGCGAGAAAGGCGAACAGUGGCAGCGGGCUUUGGCGCUACUGGGCGAGAUGUGGGCUGCGAGAAUGAAGCCCAACGUCAUCCUUACUACAGUCGCUGGGAUCAGCGCGUGCGAGAAGGGCAAGCAGUGGCAGCAGGCUUUGGCGCUUCUCAGCGAGAUAUGGAAGGCGAAGUUGGACCCCACAGUAAGCAGCUACAGCGGUGGGAUCAGCGCGUGUGAGAAAGGCGGGCAGUGGCAGCGAACUUUUGCACUGCUCGCAGAGAUAAAGGAGGUGACCUUGGAGCUGGACGUGAUUUGUUUCAACUCUGCCAUAAGCGAGAAUGGCGAGCAGUGGCAGCGGGCGUUUGCGCUGCUCGGCCAAAUGCGGAAGGCGGAGCUGGAACCCGGGGUCAUCAGUACUACAACGCUGGGAUCAGCGCGUGCGAGAAGAGCAAACAGUGGCAGCAGGCCUCAGCGCUGCUCAACGAGAUGCAUGGGGCGAAGCUGGAGCCCAAUGCCAUCAGCUACAGCGCUGCUACCAGCGCGAGUGAGAAGGGCGAGCAGUGGCAGCAGGCUCUGGCGCUGCUCGGCGAGAUGUGGGAGGCGAAGCUGGAGCCCAACAUCUCAGCUACAGCGCUACGAUCAGCGCGUGCCAGAAACGCGACCAGUGGCAGAGGGCUCUGUCGCUGCUCAGAGAAAUGCGCUGGAUAAGACUGCAACCAGAUGUCUUCCUUUACAGAAUCUUAGCCAGCAUGUGCGAGCAGGGCGGACAAAGGAUGUUGGUUCAGUCGUUGACGAGGGAGGUGUGCGGCGUAAUUGA